UUCCGCCUACCGCCGGGUUCCGCCCGCGGCGUGGCCAUGGCGAGCGGCUGCUCGGCGCGGGAGGCUGCCGCCGACCCGUCCGGCGGCCCGCGGGAGCUGUGCUGCGUGGCGGCGGAGUGCUCCUGGCCCUGCGCGCUGCCGGGCGGCCUGGCCCGGGCGCUCUGCCUGCAGCGGGACGCGGGGGGCGGUGAGGCCAGCACCGAGGCCGUGGUCGUGGAGAGGCGGACGGGCGGCGGGAGCGAGGUGCCCUGCGUGCUGCAGCUGGAGUGCCGGCCUGCCGGGGAGAUGGCCUCCGUCGGCGUCCUGAGCGAGGCCCGCAACAUGGAGGUGUACGUGGGCGAGGAGUACUGCGGGACCAGCCGCGGCGAGAGCCGGGGCGCCGCCUGGGCCCCGGGUGAAAGUGAAAAGGUUACUUUAUACCAGAAGUACCUUAAGUUUGAAUGCCCUGCCACCUCCUGUAGAAUUAAGCUGCUCUCCAUUGGCGAGAAGCAAAGGGUGCUCAUCAGUAAAAUAACUGUGCACGUGAAGGCGGUGCCUGCAAAGCCAGCGAGGGAUCUGCCUUCGCUGGGCUCGAGCAUAGAUCUGGACAGAGUGCAGACCAUCAUGGAGUCCAUGGGAUCCAAGCUGUCUCCGGGUGCUCAGCAGCUCAUGGACAUGGUCCGCUGUCAGCAGAAAAACAGUUUACCUCUCGGAGACAGACUCAACUGGAUCUUGGGGAAGCAUUCAGCCUGUGGAGGUGACUGCACAAGGGAUGGGUUGCAAAGUGCAGCCCUUCAGAUCUCACAGGAUCGAGUGGCCGGUGAACCUUCCCCUGCUAGAAAUCAUGUAACCAGUGAAACAGGAUCUGAAGGCUGCAGAGCAGGUGAUCUGAACACACAGCUGCCUGAAAGAGGGAAGACUUCUGAUUCUGAAGGACUUCCUGCCCAGCUUAGUAGCCAGCAAAAUGCAGUUGAGCUCAGAAAUUGUUUGAAGGCACUGGGAUCGCUGGAGGUGCAGCAGCGGGCGAGCGAGCUGCCCCGAGCGGCGAACCCCCAGGUGCUGCUGCCGUUCCUGCAGAGCUUGUGCAGUCAGGUGAGCCACCUCCGGCUGAGGGACGGCGAGAGGCAGCUGCCCAGAGCUGCAGUGACCAGAGAGGAAGGCAUUCAGCACGUUGGGGCAGAGCAGCAGCCUCUUUGCUCCUAUUUGGAAAAGAUCAUUUCAAAAAACAUGGACCUGAUGGAGAGGAAACUAAUGGACUAUAUUGAUCGUCAGAUCCAGGCUCUUCAGACACACAUAGAUGAUAAGAUAGGUCUCUUAAUGGACUUGCUGCAGAACUCAAAGCCAAACAAACUGUCAGAGGCACACUAUGAUUCCAGUGAGGGCUUCUCUAAUGGAGAGAGAUAGGUGUCUGCAGAUGUAGCAGCU
Dryobates pubescens (Downy woodpecker) is the source of this 1404-nucleotide messenger RNA. RefSeq names its product chromosome 8 C10orf88 homolog (gene C8H10orf88). The record is from RefSeq and is a predicted model, not a curated record. The coding region runs from base 37 to 1383 and encodes 448 amino acids. Lineage: Eukaryota; Metazoa; Chordata; Aves; Piciformes; Picidae. The transcript has 6 exons.